UAUAUACUACUAUGUAGGUGCACAAUUACUUUUUUUUUUCAUGAUAUGUAUGAAUUACAUUUACUCCUUAAAAUAUUCAUUACUCUAUUUACUUUCCUAUUGGUCUCCACUUGUCAUUUUAUCCCACUUCAUCUCAUCUCAAUUUCAAAUACAUUUGCCCCCAUCACUAUAAGAAUCCUCAUUCCGUUACAUACCACAUUUCUACACAUUCAAAACAUAAUGGAACAACAUUUACACGAAAAUACAUUAGCCAAAAACCAAGAAUCCGAAUUCCAAAACGACGACGUUGAAGCUCUAUCUCUAUGUGAUCUUGCCACCAACGAACCCGAUGAUCCACAACAACAGUUGUUCGACGAGCCCGAAGUUGAUUUCUCUUUCGGCUGCGGCUCAAGCUCAAGCUCAAGCCAGCCAGAAAAUAAUAUGUGCAGCGCGGAUGAGCUGUUUUUCGGUGGUCGAAUUCUUCCGUUACGCCACUCAGUCACUUUACCCUCUCGGUUCAUGACCCGACCUGAUGAAUUCAUAUUCAUCAGGUCCAUAUCCGUUUCAAUAUCCGAACCCGUUAGUGUUGCUACGAGCAGAAGCAGCAGUGCUCGUAGCAGCACGUCACUAUCCGAAUUCAAUGGGUACCGAACCCGAAACCAGUUCCAUUCUCACCCAAGUCCCACACCACAUAUCCGAACCCGUAUCCGAAAUUUCAGUAAUUCGAACAAAUCAUCGUCGAAAUGGCGGUUUUUGCAGUUGGGUCCGUUAAAGCCGCAAGAGAUCGGGUUGGCGGAUCUGAAGAACAGGAGCUUGAGAAGCAAUGGGAGUGGUAGGAUGAUGAAGAAUGAAGAUGAGAAGAAGAAACAUGUGUUGUCGUGUAAAUGCAGUGCAGAAGAUGUGAUUGAAAGUACGGUUUCUUCGAGGAUUUCGAUGGUCAACGAAAGGAGUUUGAAUGAAGAGGAGACAAAGACAAGGUCGAAGGAAAGUAACGUUGGACGGAGGAAACAUGUCGUGUCACUGUCAGGUCAUCAUCGGACAUCUGAAUGGUUGAAGCAGCUUUUUGUUCAAAAAAAAUGAUCAACUUUAGUUUGUAACGGGGAAUAAUUACCAAAGCUAACAUAUUUAUCAAUAAUUUUUUUAGAAU
This is a messenger RNA of Helianthus annuus (common sunflower), 1126 nucleotides long. RefSeq lists its product as uncharacterized. Lineage: Eukaryota; Viridiplantae; Streptophyta; Magnoliopsida; Asterales; Asteraceae. The coding region runs from base 46 to 1059 and encodes 337 amino acids. The record is from RefSeq and is a predicted model, not a curated record. The transcript has a single exon.